Messenger RNA from Toxorhynchites rutilus septentrionalis, 1170 nucleotides. RefSeq names its product regucalcin-like. NCBI's taxonomy places the organism in Eukaryota, Metazoa, Arthropoda, Insecta, Diptera, Culicidae. The transcript is spliced from 3 exons. Bases 1 to 480 code for a protein of 159 amino acids. Gene Ontology annotation, molecular function: calcium ion binding; enzyme regulator activity; gluconolactonase activity. The record is from RefSeq and is a predicted model, not a curated record. Gene Ontology annotation, biological process: L-ascorbic acid biosynthetic process.
AUGUCACCCCAGAGCACGGAAGCAUGGUUAUACCCUACGGAUGUUCUUGAACAUGCGGAAGGCACCUUGUUAUACUAUAUUGACUCGUGUGAUCUUGAUGUGAAGGAGUAUCACGUGGAUGAAAAUAGAGAUUUGCAUAACGAAAGAGUAGUUACUGAUUUUCGCGUGAAUGGCGAACGUCCCGACUUUGUACCCGAUGGAAUGACCAUCGAUACCGAUGGAUACCUCUACGUAGCCACCUUCGGCGGGUCCUGUGUCUGUAAAAUAGAUCCAUCUGAUGGUAAGAUAGUUCAAGAGAUAAAGCUUCCCGUCGAACAAGUGACAUCAGUAGCAUUCGGUGGCCCAUCCCGUAACGUUCUUUUUGUCACGACAUCCGCAAUGGUAUUCAAAAGAUCACAGCCACCUCCAGCUGGUGCCCUCUACAAAGUGACUGGACUAGGCGCCAAAGGAGCACCAAUGUAUAGUGUAGACCUGAAUUGAGCGUUGACAAUAGAAUGCGAAAAUGCGGAACUAUGUAAAUUAAAGAAACAACCUCAGCCUCAAAUUCCUUUUCCACAUAAAAACUAUUUCAGUUAGAAUUUGGUCGCAUAAAUUAGGACAUUUCUCAGCAUAGAAAUAACGUAAAAAAAAGUGAAGGAUGGCAUUUUGUAGGGUUUUUAAUUAACUUUGAGGGAAAAAUACAUGAAAAUUAUUCGUCAGCUGUUCGGAUGAGUUUUUGAACUUCAUUCUCUGCACAGUACUGCUAAUAACCGUAUUUGCUACCUUGUUCUAUCACUUUUCCAUUUGAGCUGGUUUUUCUAUGGUUCUGCCACAUUUCGUUAUUUUUUUUUGAUAAUUGCCCAAUAUCUCUCGAUGGGACGAAAAUCCGGACAAUUUGGUGGAUUGAUAGUUUAUAGUAUAAAAAAAACUCGUUCUCCUUAUACCACUUGACGACAUCCCGGCUGUAAUGGCAGCUUGACAAGCCAGGCUAGAACUUCAUUGGACCUUUAUGUGAUCGAAUGAAUGUCGAAAUCCUGUUCUGAAGACAUUCCUUCUUGUAAACUUGUUCAUACAUUGUUGCCCACGUAAUGAAAACCUUUGCCUUCUCUCCACAACUACUUAUCUUAAUGUCUUAAUUAUUUAUCUCAGAACUUAACGAAACUUUUUGGGCGUGAAGACCUCACCUAAUUA